AUGGUUGCCAUCGGCAGGCGAUGCCAGUCGUACAGUCGCAUGUUCAAUGCCUCAUCGAAAUACAAGACGUUGUCCAUGAGUGUCAACCCGUUCAACGUGUACGUCGCUCGGGAAUCCCUGGUGGGUGCGCUUAGGAAACAGCCGAAGCUUCUCUCUUCCCCGGUCUCUGCGCAAUCACAACUUCUUGCGUUUGCGGCUGCUCCGGGGUCUUUAUCCUCACCUGCCCGUGGGGGGAUCUUCAUUGUCUUCCACUACUCGAUCUCUGCUCCAGAACAACCCCGUCGAACAUUCCUGUUCGACUGGUCGGAACCCAAGAGACGAAGGACCGCUCGGCCAGUCUACUACCAAGAGCCUCCCACGUGCACAUGGCAAGACAAUCGUCUCGAGCAAGGACUAUGCCGUGAAAGAACUCGACGCUUCUACUCGCGUCGCGAUACUUGCGAAGGACAACACCCCGUGCACGCCCACUGCUCAGCCGGAGUCCGGCGGAGCGGCGGGUUCACCACCAUCGACGCGUCCGCUGCAAGAUGCAGAAGCACAAGGAGGGCUAGGGUCAUCUCGCAAGCCGCGUCGGAGUUCCAGGCACACUCCAAUGUGUCCAACGAGUACCGCAGAAGCUCCAGCGUCCUCGGCAUGGCCCCACCCGACGCGAUGGAUGUCGAUCCCCCGCAUCCACACAACGGCCCGACGACGAAGGACAGCGCACAGCUCACGGUUCCGGUCUCUGUCGGCCACUGCGAAGUUGAUGUCCCUGUCGCCGGCUUCACCUCGAAGAGCCAGCGGCUGCACGUGUUCGAGUGGUGGCAACAGCGGCGGCUCCGCGGGUCCGAGCAGUGGGAACGCGCGAACCUCCCCGUCCUGCGGCCAAGCUCGCCAGCGAUGAGCGCAUUGGACGGCACUCCCGAGUUCCGUCAUCGGAAGGACGGGGAGGUCUCUCCGAACGAGUGGCACUCGCCCUCGCCCCCUGCAGUGCUCACCGCUGCCGCGGGCACUUCCUCCCCCGCUCCUGUCCUCCUCUGCCAACGCCAAAAUCCGCGGAUGGCAUUCCAGACCUCGGAUGGACGCCCCUCGUCUGACGGCACGAUGCGGGUCGCGGAAGCGUCGCCGCCGCCCCACGACGCGCGCAAGCUGCACUCGGACUCGUCGCCAUCGUUGCUGUUAACGUACGACCCCGACCCGACCCGACCCGGAGUGUGA
Molecule: messenger RNA, 1197 nt
Organism: Epithele typhae
Lineage: Eukaryota; Fungi; Basidiomycota; Agaricomycetes; Polyporales; Epitheliaceae
Exons: 4
Coding region: 1-1197 (398 amino acids)
Biological process (GO): dephosphorylation
Molecular function (GO): phosphatase activity
Source: RefSeq, a predicted model, not a curated record